Molecule: messenger RNA, 815 nt
Organism: Aphidius gifuensis
Lineage: Eukaryota; Metazoa; Arthropoda; Insecta; Hymenoptera; Braconidae
Exons: 5
Coding region: 351-815 (154 amino acids)
Source: RefSeq, a predicted model, not a curated record
UCUUCUCGCUCUUCUCUUUUUUUUUCCAAAGUACAUGCCCGGCUCGAGUUGAAACUGACAGCUGAUCAUACAUAUUACAUCAACUGAUCAACAAAACAAGUUGUCUCUCGACAAACGUUAAUUGUCUAAAUUAUAAUUAUAAUUUUGUCGCUUUUUACUUUCAUCUUGUGUAUAAAUAUUGUUUAAAAGUUCAUGAUUAUAUUGUGUAUAAAUAUUUGAGUUUAUGAGGUUAGAAAAUAAAACAGUCAACAGUGUAUCUUGUCUUGCUAAAUCAACAUUAAAAAAAUAACUGAUAACAAUAAUAACUAAAACACGUGUUAUAUUAUUUGUUAAAUAUAAAUUUUCACAAAAUGGUUUUGGAAGAUUGGUUUGGUGUUAAACUUCGCACAGUCAAUAUUAUUCUUCCAAUUUUGGGAAUAAUUGUUGUUACUGCAACAAUUGGUACAAUGCUGUAUGAGGGUCUUGAUAAAGAUGUCGACAAUCAAUCAAGUACAUUACGCUGGUCAGUUAGUGGUUUUCGAAUGAUUUUUGGAUAUAUUGUUUAUGGAUUAAUUAUUUAUCGAGCAGUUACGAAACAAAUAUCAUAUUUAAUUUUGUGCUCAGCAAUGUUGGCUUUCUCAUGGGUAUUGGCAAUAUUUCAGCAAUUUGAUAUUUUGGGUUUAUCACAUGGGCUCAAGGGACUAUUCAUGAUACCUUACGUCACAGGAAUUGUACUUGAUAUGUAUUUGUUUUGGCUGAUAAUAGCCUAUUAUAAUUUAUUAAAAUUCGAGAAAGAAUAUUCACGUUCACUCAGACCAACUUUCUUGUUUGAAUAA